Molecule: messenger RNA, 699 nt
Organism: Meyerozyma guilliermondii ATCC 6260
Lineage: Eukaryota; Fungi; Ascomycota; Pichiomycetes; Serinales; Debaryomycetaceae
Product: protein-S-isoprenylcysteine carboxyl O-methyltransferase
Exons: 1
Coding region: 1-699 (232 amino acids)
Biological process (GO): C-terminal protein methylation
Cellular component (GO): membrane; endoplasmic reticulum
Molecular function (GO): protein C-terminal S-isoprenylcysteine carboxyl O-methyltransferase activity
Source: RefSeq, a predicted model, not a curated record
AUGCCUGGAACCAAGUAUAACAAAUAUGAUCCUGAAAAGGUAGAUUUGGCUACAGUGGCACUCAAGGCGUUUGGUAUAGGUGUGGUUUUGCUGGUUUGCUUGGGUAUGUUGAUUUUGCAUGUUUCAAAUACUCAUCAAUAUGGAGUGACUAUCAUUCGAAUAAGCUGUUAUUUGGCGAUAAUUUCCACGUUCCACAUGUUGGAAUUUUUGUCCACUUGUCUAUUCAAUAAUUCUCAGGUGGACGAUGACUCGUUUAUCUUGAAUGAUACCGAAUUGCAUUUCGUUUUAUUGGGGUCUUUAAUCGAGGUGAUUUUCGAGCCGUUCAUCUUUGACUGGUCGUCUAAUUUGGGAUUAAUUAUUGCACUUAUGGGCCAAGUUUGUCGAACUGGAGCCAUGUAUACUGCCCGGGAAUCGUUCAAUCAUUAUAUUCAAAGAGAAAAAGACGAUACUCAUGUUCUCAUCAAACAUGGAAUCUACAAGUAUAUUCGACAUCCCAGCUAUUUUGGAUUUUUCUGGUGGUUUAUAGGCACCCAGCUUUACUUGGGUAAUACCGUCAUCUUGUUGGGCGGAAGCUUCAAAUUGUGGAAAUUUUUCAAGGCGAGAAUCGAUUAUGAAGAACUGCUUUUGAUCAAGUUUUUCAAGAACGAUUAUGUUCAAUAUCGAGCGGCCACUCCUGUGGGUAUACCGUUCAUACGCUAA